This is a messenger RNA of Eremothecium sinecaudum, 912 nucleotides long. RefSeq names its product 21S rRNA (uridine2791-2'-O) methyltransferase (gene MRM2). The transcript has a single exon. The record is from RefSeq and is a predicted model, not a curated record. Gene Ontology annotation, molecular function: rRNA (uridine-2'-O-ribose)-methyltransferase activity. Gene Ontology annotation, cellular component: mitochondrion. Gene Ontology annotation, biological process: RNA methylation. NCBI's taxonomy places the organism in Eukaryota, Fungi, Ascomycota, Saccharomycetes, Saccharomycetales, Saccharomycetaceae. Bases 1 to 912 code for a protein of 303 amino acids.
AUGAGUACCAGGAUAGUUACCAAAAGUUUAGCAUUGGGAUCUUUGGGUAGGGGAUGCCGAGGAGGUCUUGUUUGGUGUCGUUUUAACUCGUCUGCCCGGUGGGUAUCGAGACAGCAAGCCGAUCACUACACAAAUGAGGCUAAAGUAAAAUCAUUACGUUCUCGAGCAGCUUUUAAGCUGAUGGAGAUAGACCAUCGCUUCAAGAUCUUCAAGGAGAAUAGCGCGCAGAAAGUUUUAGAUCUGGGAUUUGCGCCUGGAGCGUGGUCACAGGUAGCCUAUAGUCGAACGCGUCCGGAUGGACAGGUCAUGGGCGUUGAUAUACUGCCCUGUAUUCCUCCGAAAGGUGUGAGUUCGAUUCAGGCCAACAUUUUGUCUAGUAAAACGCAUGAGUUAGUGCGUCUCUAUUUUUCAAGACAUUAUCAGCUAAAUAUGGAAGAUGACCUGCAUAAAAACCAUGGUUACUUCCAGGAAGCGCUUGAGGCAGAACUCGGGAACACGAAUUUAAGCAAGGAAAAUACACAGCCCCUAAUAAAGUACCCUUUGGAUGUGAUUAUCAGCGAUAUGUAUGAACCGUGGCCUCAAACAACUGGCUUUUGGAACAAUUUUACUAAUGCAGCGUAUCAUAGGAUGGCAAAUACUACAGGUGUUGCAAUAAAAGACCACUAUAUGUCAAUGGACCUUUGUGAUGCAGCUCUGGUGUGUGCGAUUGACUUGCUAAAGCCGGAUGGGUCAUUUGUAUGCAAAUUGUAUACCGGGAAAGAAGACAAUCUCUUAGAAAAGCGGAUGAAGCAGGUAUUUCGCAGCGUACGGCGGUUCAAACCUAAAGCUAGUCGAGAUGAAUCAAAGGAACUUUACUUUGUUGGGUUAAAUAAACGGAAAGAUGUGGAUAAGGUGAAGGUUUUUAGCAUUUAA